AUGCAAGAAACACAACCUGCACCUGCACCGGCUGUAGAAGAAGACAGCUCCUCAGAGCUCGGAAGCCUUUUUGAAGAUUCCUCUGUUGCUUCGUUGAGAUCGAGCAUCCUCGAGAACCAGAUUGAGAAUGGACGUACAUACCACUCCAUGAGCGCUGGAAAGUAUGCAUUUCCGAACGAUGAGAGAGAGAACGACCGCUUGGACUUCCAACAUCGUAUUUGGCAGAUGGCUCUUGAUGAAGAAUUGGCGCUUUCCCCCGGUCACAAGACAGCAAAGCGUGUUCUCGACAUGGGAACAGGAACGGGCAUCUGGGCAAUCGAUUAUGCGGACGCGUACCCUUCCGCUGAGGUUAUUGGUGUCGACCUGAGUCCUAUCCAACCUGAGUGCCAGGCGCAUAGGGCACCCCCCAAUUGCCGAUUCGAAAUCGACGAUCUCGAAAAGGACUGGACGUGGACUGAGCCUUUUGAUUUCAUCAAUUGCCGUAGUAUGGCAAGCUGUUUUGCCAACCCAGCAAAAGUUGUGGAAAAGUGUUACAAUGCCUUGACACCAGGCGGGUGGUUAGAGGUUGCUGACCUUAUCCUGCCAUUGAGUUGCGAUGAUGGCAGUGUUCCUAAGGACUCUCACCUCUACCGCUGGCAUAAUCUGCUUGAAGAGGCUGCAGAGAAGAUGGGCCGACCAAUGGUAGGUUUGGUCCAAGAGACGGCGAAAAUGAAGGAAGUGGGCUUUACCAAUAUUACAACGACGAAGUGCAUCUUCCCGCUCAACUCGUGGCCCAAGGACGAAAAGCUGCGGGAAAUUGGCAAGUGGCACUUCGUUAACCUUAAUCUUGGCCUUGAAGGACUUUCAAUGGCAUUGCUCACCCGCGCUCUGGACUGGACCAAGGAAGAGGUUCUCGCUUUAUGUGCUCUUGUGCGGAAUGAUCUGAAGAACAAGAAUAUGCACGCCUAUUGGACAUGUCAUAUCAUUUGUGCCCAGAAGCCUCUUGAGGAGGCCGAAGAAGAUGCUGCGGCUCAAGCAAACUAA
Colletotrichum truncatum is the source of this 1023-nucleotide messenger RNA. The record is from RefSeq and is a predicted model, not a curated record. NCBI's taxonomy places the organism in Eukaryota, Fungi, Ascomycota, Sordariomycetes, Glomerellales, Glomerellaceae.